AUGGACGGCGAAGGCAGAAGCGAUGGGGCCGUCAAGAUGGCGUGCGAUGACGGGAGUGCGGUGCCACAAGACGGGAUGCAGCACCCCCAACAGCACCAGCAUCAGCAGCACGACAACAGUCAUCCGUAUUCCCCGUUGGGGGAUUCUGACCAGCAUGGGAAUGGAGUGACGCAGAGCUGUGUACCACAGGCCAUGACACCGGGCGUUGAGUCCAUCGAAUUCCCUCAGCUGGCAUGCGCAGCCGCACGCCAGCCAGCAGAAGGGCUGGAGGGAGGGCCAGCCGCAGGCGUGGCGCCAACCCCUCUUACCAUCACCGCCAGCAGCAGCAGCAGCAGCAGUGGCCUGAAGGGAAGCCCAGUUAGCUUCUUCGUGGGCAGUGCGGCGCGCGCCUUCAUAGCACAUCCUUUGAGUCCUCCGCUGAGGCCUAAGCGGCAACUGCGCCAGACGAGUUACCCACAUGAGAAUGUUCUCAACGUUCUACAUGACCUGCAUCGCAUGGAGAAACAGAAAGUGGAUCUGCGGCACCCGAAGCUCGCCACAUCGCGGGACACGAGCGAAACACCACCACUGGCCCCAACGCCGCCUCUAGGCACCUCAGCGCCGUUGGGUGAGUCAUUAUCGCACACGCCUCCGCAGCAUGAUGCAGUGACAUCGGAUUCUGAAAGGAGCUUCCACUCCCGAUCGUACUCGUGUCUCGAGAAGCGGGAGGAGCGGGAGUAUUUCGUCGAGAACUUCGCUUAUCACGUGCAUGUAUCGUCAGUUGAGAGUUCGACGCCGGUCGAGUCGGAAGGGCAGCAGGGGCAGAAGCAGCAGACCCACCGCGAGGAUGAAACAACAGAAGUGACGCUGUCCGUCUGCCACUCUGGUGCGGAAGUGUGUUUUGAGGGGCCUUCGCUGGGCCGCAACGGCCCUGGUGGGUGCCACGGGAACACAACGCGGAUGCAGCCACAGCAGCAGAAGCCGGAACAACAACAACAGCAAUGGAAAGCGCAGGUGAAAGAGCCACCGUACUUCGAUAAUGGUAAAAACGGAGUUGGUGGCGGCGGUGGCGGCCACGUCUGCCCGAGCGGCCUGGAGAAGCCCCUCCCACUACGCAUUGUUCUACCCGAGUCACCGUCGCUGUCACCUUUAUGGCGGGCCCAUUUGCCCCACAUCCUCAACAACAACAACAGCAGCAGCAGCAGUAGCAGCAGUAACACGGGUGGCGCACACGGUCACAGGAAUGACGAUAACGACAAUCAUGGUCUUUACUCUGGAACCGCGCCCACGCGAAACGCUGUUCAAUUCGACUCGCAUGGGUCUUCGUUAUACAAUGGCCGCGUUGACAAUGAAGGCGAAGGGCCAACGCGCGCAAGGCAUCUGGACUGUGUGCAGCCUGGAUCCGACCUCACGGAAUCCCGAUUGCGGCGCAUCGUGACUCCGCAAGAUGUGGCGCGCGACGGUCCUUUUGGGCGAUUUAGCUACAGCAUGGGCCACCAAGCAGUCCGAGCAACCAGACAGGAAACAGCUACUUCUGCAACGACAAGUUUCGAUGCGGUGGCGGUUCUUCCGGGACUUUUUCUUGGUUCUUAUGGUGCGGCAACGAACCUUGAAGCACUGGUCGCCCAGGGUAUCUCACUCGUGCUGAACGUCACCGAGGAGUGUCCAAUGACCGAGACGAUGCAGCACAACCCGUUCCGCAUUCGUUUCGUGCAGAUUCCGCUUAAAGAUCACAGUGACGAGAACAUUGGGCGCUACUUUCACGUACUCACUCAGUUGAUUCACCGACAGCUGCACCGGCGGGAGCACGCGUGUAGGGCACGAAGGGAAUUAGGCGACACUAAUGCGUCUUCCAUGGCGUCGGCGUCGUCAUCGGGUACCGAAACCGGUGGCGUACUUGUGCACUGCAGGAUGGGAGUGAGUCGAAGCGCAACGAUCGUGCUGGCGUAUCUCAUGAUUUACGGCGAGGAGCUUACAGCGAGCGGCCGCUGCAGCCGACACCGGCGUGACUGGGAAGGGCCUGUCACACCUCCUUCUGCCGUUGUCACUGCCAUCUCUCGCUGUAAUUAUGAUGCGAGGGAAGCUGCGAGUGGUUUUGAUAGUAGUGCUAGCAGCAAUCAGUGCUCCUGCUGCUGCUGCUGCUGUGUCGCCGAGCAAAACCGUCAACGUGUCUUGAGAAAGGAAAGUGGGGGCGGGUUGAGAGUCGCAAAGAGCUACAGGGCAGCAUUCGAGUUAUUGAAGAAGCGCAAAAGCGACAUUAACCCAAAUAUUGGGUUUGUUCUUGCACUACGUGAACUGGAUGGUGAAUUCCGAUCACCCAUUUGA
This is a messenger RNA of Trypanosoma grayi, 2304 nucleotides long. Its product is annotated as dual specificity protein phosphatase. NCBI's taxonomy places the organism in Eukaryota, Euglenozoa, Kinetoplastea, Trypanosomatida, Trypanosomatidae. The transcript has a single exon. The coding region runs from base 1 to 2304 and encodes 767 amino acids. Gene Ontology annotation, biological process: negative regulation of MAPK cascade; protein dephosphorylation. Gene Ontology annotation, cellular component: cytoplasm. Gene Ontology annotation, molecular function: MAP kinase tyrosine/serine/threonine phosphatase activity; protein tyrosine/threonine phosphatase activity. The record is from RefSeq and is a predicted model, not a curated record.